CCUCAUGUUAAUACAAACCUCCAUAAAUUUUGGUGGCUGAAUCUCAAGGCAGGGUUGUAGCCAGGGUUGUUCCCUGCCCUGGCACAUGACAAGAGAAAAAGGGGUUCAAGAAAAAACUCAAGGAAAACAAGAAGAAAAGAGAAAAACAUUUUUUUCUCAUAAUAAUGUGCAAAUACUGAUUGCAAAAUUUUGGUGAUUAAGGUGGUAAAAAUCUUUUUUUUUUCUUUUCGAAACAUCAAUCUCUGGAAAUCAAGAAAUGGCAGAUUUAGAACCACCUAUUGAUACUGAAAAAUUAAAUGAAAAGAUUCUGUGUUAUGCACAAACCAUUUACAGGUUAAAUGGUGUUUGGGAAGGACCUGAUCCUUUGACACCAAUUAUUCCUCUUUUCUUCGUUCAGAUUUCUUUAGCUAUCUUGAUCACCCGUCUUGUCAUGUUUGCCCUUAAAAUCACAAGGCAACCUCCUUUUGUUGCUGAAAUUAUUAGUGGCAUACUUUUGGGUCCUUCAGCACUUGGACAGAUAGUAAAGUAUAGGAGGCAGCUUUUCCCAAACUACAACUUCCAUGUGAUUGAGACAAUGGCUCAUGUAGCCCUUGUGUUCUAUGGGUUUCUGGUGGGAUUACAGAUGGAUAUAAAAUCAGUUCUUCGAAUCGGAAUAAAGGCUAGGAAUGUAGCUGUUAUAGGGAUCAUUAUCCCUUUUGUCAUGGGAACAAUAUUGUUUUUCUCACUCUAUCGCGACGAAGAUGCUAGAGGUUUUAUUUUCUAUGGUGGUGCUCUCACUGUUACAGGGUUCUCUGUCUUGGCUAAGAUACUUGACAAACAGAAGAUCCUCCAAACUGACAUUGGGAAAAUGGCCAUGUCUUCAGCUGUAAUCAAUGAUAUUGGUGCAUGGUUUAUUUUGGCACUAGGUUAUGUAGUCACAGGGAGUACAACUAACAUCCAUUGGGCUGUAAUUUGCACGAUUGCCUACGCCUUGUUCUGUGUCUUUUAUCUCCGUCGUGCCAUUGGCUGGAUCAUCCGAAAAAUGCCAGAAGUACAAGGAUAUAGUGAGUUCUUUGUAUGCUCAAUUCUUGCUGGGAUGGCGAUUUCGGGAGUUAUAACGGAUGCUUUGGGCACACACCCUAUAAUUGGUGCUUUUCUGUUUGGACUGAGUGUACCUAACCAAAUGCUUCAAGCAGCAAUCUUGGAUAAGCUUGAUGAUUUUGUGAUGGGCUUUCUUAUGCCAACUUUCUUUGUUGUUUGUGGACUCAGAACCAAUUUCAAAGCCAUGGGUAGUAUUUAUGAAAUUGUUGGCUACAUUAUUCUAUUUGUUUCAGCCAAAAUCUUGAGCACAUUUGCUGCUACUUUCUUCUCUGACAUGUCUAUUAAGGAGGCUUUGGCUGUUGGAAUACUUAGCAAUACCAAAAGUCUCAUGGCCUUGAUCAUUAUUGAAGCUGGUCAGGCACAACAGAUUUUGAACACUCAAUUAUACUCUCUUAUGGUAACUGGCAUUUUGGUGAUGACGGUGAUUGUCACACCUAUCACUAUGCUCUAUCAUCCCUCGCAAGAAUUGGCGCCCCAUAAACGAAGGACUAUACAGAAAGCAAAAGUGGAGGAGGAGCUUCGGGUGCUCGCAUGCAUCCAUGCCGCGCACGACAUCCCUUCGGUCAUCAACCUUCUUGGCUCGUCGAAUUCUACACCAGCAGCCCCAAUAACUGUCUUUGCUCUCCAAGUAGUAGAACUAGUCGGGCGUGCAUCAUCAAUGCUAGAAGUUCACACCUCAGGCAAACGAGGCUCGAGAAGUCUUGGCCACGAGGAGGCACAAACGAGACAGAUAAUCGCUGCUUUCGACAACUAUGAGCUACGAUCGGAUGGUGUGAUGGUUCAAGUACUUACAGCAAGGUGUGCUUUGUCCACUAUGGAUGAAGAUAUAUGCAACAUUGCCAAAGACAAGCGUGCAGCUUUCAUCAUACUCCCUUUCCACAAACAGCGAAGUCUCGCUGGUGAAAUGGAGGAUGUCAACCCUGAAAUUCGGGCUGUCAACGAGGGUGUGCUCGCUAAUGCCCCUUGUUCUGUGGGAAUCCUCAUCGAUCGUGGCCUUUCUGAGACAAGUGACUACGCAAAAAAUAUCGUUGUCCUUUACUUCGGAGGUCCUGAUGAUAGGGAAGCUCUGGGUUACGCGCUGAGAAUGGUUGAUCGUCCAGAUACACGCCUAACUGUGGUUAAGUUUAUACCAGGGGAAGAUGCUACAGAUAUAGAACCAAUGGAAUUUGCUGAAGAAAGUCAUGUAAACGUCCACAUUGACAAAGAGAGCGAAAAUUUGUUAGAUGAAGAGUUCUUGAACAGGUUCAAGAUCAGCACAGCCAAUGACAAAUCAGUAAAAUACAUAGAAUUGUUGCUGAAUGAUGUAGAAGAAGCUGUCAAGGCAAUAAAACUAAUGGACCAGCAUAGCUAUGAUCUCUACAUCGUAGGAAAAGGUCGAGGCAUAGUGUCACCACUAACGGCUGGUCUAGUCGAUUGGUGUGACUGCCCCGAGCUCGGGGCUAUUGGUGAUCUUUUAGUCACAUCCGAAUUCGAUUCCACAUUCUCUGUGCUGGUCAUGCAGCAGUAUGUUAAGCCAAUUGGAGAUGGUUCGGUAAAUUCUUAUGGAUCAAUGAGUGAGCGGAUAGGACUCGGGAUGGACAUGGAUAUGGACAUGCAGCGCGCAGAUAGUGAAGCUGGGGACGUGUUUUCCAGUUUUAGGAGGCGGCCAGAACAUAUGCCACGAGUCUAAAAUGCAAAGUCUUAGCUUAGGCUGAUGACAAAAUGGGGUGGAAUUAGCAUUGGUUGAGACUUCAGAUUCAAAAGUUCUUGCAAGAAUCAAUGAUUUAUUGGCUUUCAUCCGACAAAAAUAGAAUUGGGGUUGAAUGAUGAGGCUUGCUUUGUAAUUGUAGUAACAAUCUAACUUUGAAAUUUUAGAACUUAGAAUCUCUGACAUUUUAUGCCAAUGUAAAAUGUUUGAGGCAAAGUGAACCAUACUGAAAGACAGUAAUUGAUUCCAGGUAGGAGCUUUACUCCUUUAA
Messenger RNA from Nicotiana tabacum (common tobacco), 3038 nucleotides. RefSeq names its product cation/H(+) antiporter 15-like. The record is from RefSeq and is a predicted model, not a curated record. Gene Ontology annotation, molecular function: antiporter activity. Gene Ontology annotation, cellular component: endomembrane system; membrane. Gene Ontology annotation, biological process: proton transmembrane transport; regulation of pH. NCBI's taxonomy places the organism in Eukaryota, Viridiplantae, Streptophyta, Magnoliopsida, Solanales, Solanaceae.